Molecule: messenger RNA, 1015 nt
Organism: Rhopilema esculentum
Lineage: Eukaryota; Metazoa; Cnidaria; Scyphozoa; Rhizostomeae; Rhizostomatidae
Source: RefSeq, a predicted model, not a curated record
GUCACUAACCUGGCAUAUUUAAACGGUAUCUCUUUCUCGUUUGUAGCAGAUUUAUAGGCUCACGUUCUUUUGAGAACCGCGUAAAAGCGUGGUUAUUCUAUAGAUUCAGAUAGGAAUUAAGUGUGUCUCAAGAGAGGACUUCCAUUUACAUCGAGUCAUGAUGUUUACCGAACUUCUUGCUUUGAUUGCAUCAAUUGCCAUAAGCACUUCCAGUGCAUCUACGGUCGUCACUUCCACGAUCUCUGCAAGCACGCCAGUGUCAUCUGACGCCACUUCCACGGUCUCUGCAAGCACGCCAGUGUCAUCUGCCGCCACUUUCACGAUCUCUGCAAGCACGCCAGUGUCAUCUGCCGCCACUUUCACGAUCUCUGCAAGCACGUCAGUGUCAUCUGCCGCCACUUCCACGGUCUCUGCAAGCACGUCAGUGUCAUCUGCCGCCACUUCCACGGUCUCUGCAAGUACGUCAGUGUCUGGAACUCCUGCUUUAUCUGCAACCAUAAGUGCCACACAGUCGUCUGCUGACCCCACAGUCUCCAUCAGUGCUACUGCCUCGUCCAAUGCCACUGCAACUGUUGCUGCCUGCACGCAAGUUCUCGGAAACCCUACCUGUGAAAAAGCAACUUGCUGCUUGGGAAGUGCUGGAGCCUGGACAGGAGUAAAGACAGCUGCCACCAUUGCCUAUACAGACACGCUUUGUGUAAACAAUACAGCCACUGUUAGUAACUCUACAAAGACUUGUGGUCAGCUCUGUGUUAGCAAAGAGUGUGAUGGAGCGGUAGGCCUAGCAGUCCGUGCAACAACGAUCGCAAUGUCUUUCUUUGUUUACUGGCUUCUGGCUGUGCAACAUUGAUAGAGACCGACUCAAGAAAGAAAAUUAUCAAGGAUUCCAUUGCUGUACAUGAACAAAUUAUAGAUAAAGACUGUUACUAUAUUCUCGCUGUUUGUAAAAAAUUACAGGAAUAAUCUUAUUAAAAAGUGCGUUAAUAUUUAUGUUAUGUUUCUUAGAUCUGCAUGA